Molecule: messenger RNA, 588 nt
Organism: Magallana angulata
Lineage: Eukaryota; Metazoa; Mollusca; Bivalvia; Ostreida; Ostreidae
Exons: 6
Coding region: 1-588 (195 amino acids)
Source: RefSeq, a predicted model, not a curated record
AUGGUGAACAUAUCAGAAGACAUUAUAUAUGAUGCUCUUUUUAUCAAAAGAGGAAAGGAAUUAUUUAACCGUAGUAAUUAUGAAACAGUAUGUUUAACUAGAGAAAAAGGUAAGCCUCACUUCAGAACAGAAAAGGCGAGAUGCAAUGGAUAUUCAAUAAACCCAAGAUGUGUGUGUGCAUACGACAUGUACACGCAAGAAAUUUUUGAUAUAUGUUAUAAUACUGAUCCACGUAGAUAUGGAAGUUUGGACCACGUUAAAGUAGAUUUUUGCAAAAGGUAUAGCUACACACAUAAUGGACCUUGCCAAAAUGGUGGAGAAUUAAUAAACCCCACAGAACUAGCCAUCGAUGCAAAGUGUAGCUGCAAACCGGGCUUUUCGGGAGAUUUUUGCGACACUGUUAGUAAGCCAAUUGCCUGCACUGAAGUCAAGCAGGGUUCUCUGAAAGAUAUACCGGAUUGCAAGCAACCAUUCAUAGCUGACAGUGACCAUUCCUACUGCUCCCUAACACCUAACCAUAUACAAUAUCUAUGUGAUACAGGAGCAAACGUUACAGGUAUAUUCAUCACCAAAACCCUACGGGGGUAG